Cyprinus carpio (common carp) is the source of this 795-nucleotide messenger RNA. Its product is annotated as DNA helicase MCM9-like. Gene Ontology annotation, biological process: double-strand break repair via homologous recombination. The record is from RefSeq and is a predicted model, not a curated record. Lineage: Eukaryota; Metazoa; Chordata; Actinopteri; Cypriniformes; Cyprinidae. Bases 1 to 795 code for a protein of 264 amino acids. Gene Ontology annotation, molecular function: single-stranded DNA binding; single-stranded DNA helicase activity; ATP binding. The transcript is spliced from 7 exons. Gene Ontology annotation, cellular component: MCM complex; nucleus.
AUGAUUUUGAAGGAUCAUAUGAAGACUGGACAUAUGGACACUGAAGACGGUCUGACAGUGGCGGCUGUCAAGGACUCUGGAGAGUGGCACCUGGAGGCUGGAGCCCUCGUUCUCUCUGAUGGAGGCCUGUGCUGCAUCGAUGAAUUCAACAGCAUCAAAGAGCAUGACCGCACUAGCAUCCACGAGGCCAUGGAGCAACAAAACCACCAGCGUGGCCAAAAAUGGUGUGCAAACGUUCCAUACACCACCAUCCUGGCAGCUACUAACCCAAGGGGGCAGUAUGACCCUAAUGUGUCCGUUUCUGUGAAUGUGGCCCUCGCCAGCCCCCUGCUGAGCCGCUUUGACCUCGUACUGGUUCUGCUGGAUACUAAAAACCCAGAAUGGGACAAAAUAAUCUCCUCCUUCAUCCUACAGAAUAAAGGAGCGCCGAGUGAGUCUUCAUGUUUAUGGAGUAUGGAGAAGAUGAGGGCCUAUUUCUGUCUGAUCAAGACUCUUAAGCCUUGUAUGACACAGGAAGCAAACACCAUCCUGAGCCGCUACUAUCAGCUGCAGAGACAGAGUGACAGCCGUAACGCCGCCCGGACGACCAUCCGCAUGCUGGAGAGUCUCAGCCGUCUCUCUGAGGCUCAUGCCAGGCUGAUGUUCAGAGAGACGGUGACAGUAGAGGAUGCGGUUGUUGUGGUGUCCGUUAUGGAGUGCUCCAUGCAGGGAGGCGCCCUAACUUGGAAAUGUGAAUGCUCUGCACACCUCUUUUUCCUGAUGACCCCUAUGAACAGUAUAAAACACAGUGGCUAA